AUGCGAACGUCGAAAACAGACAAGGUCGUCACCACGGCCACCGAUGGCGACGGCCCAGCAGGCAAUCUGGACGGGGACGUGAGAAGGCUGGCAGAGAUGGGCUACACACAGGACAUGCAGCGGAAUUUCUCCGUGAUAUCGUUACUGGGUGUGGCCUUCUCGCUGGCUAACUCGUGGUUCGGUAUCUCCGCCUCGCUGAUCACCGGUAUCAAGUCCGGUGGAACAGUACUGACCAUCUACGGAAUUCCCUGGAUCGCCUUCGUCUCGACCUGCGUCGGCGUCACGCUGUCCGAGCUGGCCUCGGCCAUGCCCAACGCCGGCGGACAAUACUUCUGGGCCAGCGAGCUCUCCCCCAAAAGAUACGCCGCAUUCGCCUCGUACCUCACAGGAUGGCUCGCCUGGGCCGGCGCCAUCUUCACCUGCGCCAGUGUAGCCCUAAGCCUAGGCUCCGCCGGCGUCGGCAUGUGGCAGCUAUCCCAUCCAGACUUCGUCCCCAAGCCCUGGCACUCCGUAGUCGCCUACGAAGUAAUCAACCUCUUCGCCUUCCUCUUCAACUGCAUCGGCAAAGCCCUCCCCACAGUCGCCACCGCAACCCUCUACAUCUCACUCAUCUCCUUCGCCGUGAUCCUCAUCACCGUCCCCGCCACAGCACCCUCCCACGCCAACGCCAGAUUCGUCUUCGCCAACUUCGUCAACUCAACCGGCUGGCCCUCCGACGGCCUCGCCUUCCUCGUCGGCCUCAUCAACCCAAACUGGGUCUUCGCCUGCCUCGACUCAGCCACCCACCUCGCCGAAGAAGUCUCCCGCCCCGAACGCUCCAUCCCAAUCGCCAUCCUCGCCACCGUCGCCAUCGGCUUCACCACCUCCUGGUUCUACUGCAUAGCCAUGUUCUUCAGCGUCACCAACCUAGACCCAAUCCUCUCCACCCCCACCGGCGUCCCCAUCCUCGCCCUCUUCCAACAAGCCCUGCAGAACAAAGCAGGCGCCAUAGCCCUCGAAUCCCUCAUCCUAGUCACAGGAAUCGGGUGCCUAAUCGCCUGCCACACAUGGCAAUCCCGUCUCUGCUGGUCCUUUGCCCGAGACCGCGGCCUUCCUUUCUCUCCCUUCUUGGCGAAGAUUCACCCAACCCUCGACGUGCCCUUUAACGCGCACAGCGUCAGCUGCUUCAUCGUCGGGUUACUGGGUCUGUUGUAUCUGGGUUCUUCGACGGCUUUCAAUAGCAUGGUCUCGGCGUGUAUUGUCUUGCUUUAUUCGAGUUAUGUUGUUCCUGUUAUUGCUUUGUUGUAUAAGGGGAGGGAGAAUAUUUCCCAUGGACCGUUUUGGUUGGGGAGGGUCGGUUGGGUUUGUAAUUGGGUUGUUCUGGGUUGGACGGUGUUUUGUUUGGUGGUUUAUUCGUUUCCGAGUGUUUAUCCGGUUACGACUGGGAAUAUGAACUACGUUUGUGUGGUGUAUGCCGUUGUCGGGUGUAUUAUUGCGGUAGAUUGGGUGGUGAGGGGGAAAAGGAGGUUUCGGGGACAGCAUACCAGACACCAGGUGGAGGAACAUGUUGGGCAUUAUGCUGAUUAA
Messenger RNA from Aspergillus oryzae RIB40, 1566 nucleotides. RefSeq lists its product as uncharacterized. Gene Ontology annotation, cellular component: membrane. The transcript has 3 exons. Bases 1 to 1566 code for a protein of 521 amino acids. Gene Ontology annotation, molecular function: transmembrane transporter activity. The record is from RefSeq and is a predicted model, not a curated record. Gene Ontology annotation, biological process: transmembrane transport. Lineage: Eukaryota; Fungi; Ascomycota; Eurotiomycetes; Eurotiales; Aspergillaceae.